Pistacia vera is the source of this 498-nucleotide messenger RNA. RefSeq names its product extensin-like. NCBI's taxonomy places the organism in Eukaryota, Viridiplantae, Streptophyta, Magnoliopsida, Sapindales, Anacardiaceae. The coding region runs from base 1 to 498 and encodes 165 amino acids. The transcript has a single exon. The record is from RefSeq and is a predicted model, not a curated record.
AUGGGAACCCUAAGACAAACAGGGCAAUGGCCUCGCUUGGUUUAUGCUAUGGCAAUUUGCCUCAUUUCACAAAAUGUGGUAGCUUAUGCCCCUUACACUUAUAGCUCCCCACCACCACCACAUUACUCAAAGCAAGUUUACAAACCCAAACCUUACAAUUAUGUGUCUCCUUUAUUACCAAAGCAUGUAAGUCAUCCAUCGUACUACUACAAGUCUUUGCCGCAAUCACAAAAGCAUGAACCUUACAAGUAUAUGGCUCCACCACCACCACCAACGCCAAAGCUAGUAGAGCACCCAUCAUACUAUCACAAGUCGCCACCUCCUCUAAAGCACUAUAAAUUGUCAUUGCCACUCCCUAAACAUAUACUUUAUAAGCAUAAAUCCCCACCCCCACCAAAAUAUGUAAAGCAACCACCAUACUAUUACAAGUCACCUCCACCCCCAAAGCGUGUUAGUCAUCCUUCAUACUACUAUAAGUCUCCACCCCCACCACAAUAA